AUGGUGAUCAAUGUGGUGAAUGCUUCUUGCAAGCGUAAAGACAUGCUUCGACAAAGUUACAAAGAUAGAGUGCAAGAAACAAUUGAGGUCACAUACUUGUUAUCACAGGCUCUUCAAAAAAAGGAUCAAGAUAUUUUAGAAGCGCUUUCAUUGAUAAGAGGAACCAAACAACUAUUGCAACAAUCUAGAGAAACUGGUUUUGAUCCACUUUUGAAGAAAAUGUAUUCUUUUUGUGAAGCAAAUGGUAUUAAAGCUUUGGAUAUAGAAGACCGUUAUUCAAAAAACGGAAGACUAAGGACCAACAUCACCAAUCGUCAUUAUUACAAGUUUGAUAUUUUCAACACUGUUGUGGACAUGCAAAUUCAAGAGUUUGGGGAUCGAUUUAGUGAGUUCAAUGUAUUAGAUUUAUUGAAGUUGAGUGAGUUGUAUCAUCAAUAUUUUAGUCAUAUGGAAAAGAUCGCUCUUGAGAAACAACUUAACAUGUACUAUUUGAUUGUUCGUCAAGAUGAAAGAUUUGCCGAUUUGAGUGGUAUUGCCGAGCUCGCUAGAUUGCUAGUGGAAACAAAAAAAAAACAUAAAACUUAUCCUCUAGUAAAUCGGUUAUUGAAGUUAGCUUUAGUUUUGUCAGUUACUACCGCAACAGUCGAAAGAUGUUUUUCUGCUAUGAAGAUUGUGAAGUCAGAUUUGCGCAACAAAAUUGGUGAUGAAUUUUUGAAUGUUGCAAUGAUAUGUACUAUAGAAAAAGAAGCACUUCUCACGGUUUCAAAUGAUGAUGUUACUCAAUUCCAAAAGAUGAAGAGUCGUAGGGCACAAUUGUAA
Molecule: messenger RNA, 819 nt
Organism: Cynara cardunculus var. scolymus (artichoke)
Lineage: Eukaryota; Viridiplantae; Streptophyta; Magnoliopsida; Asterales; Asteraceae
Exons: 3
Coding region: 1-819 (272 amino acids)
Molecular function (GO): protein dimerization activity
Source: RefSeq, a predicted model, not a curated record